AUGCGUGACACCAGAGACUUCGCCAGUCUCUUUGCUCUAAGCAGUGCAAGACAACACGCUCAAAGAGUGGCUCGUGCUUUAGGCGUCGACCAAGGUCUUAUUCAUCUGCCUGGCGAACAGACUAUCAAUUGGCCGGACAGUGACCAGCCUCGUGCUUUUAGACAGCUUCGCUACUUUCUGUACCUGAGCGGAUGCCAAGAACCAGACUGCUUUCUGACCUAUGACAUCGCCUCGGACAAAUUGAUACUGUGGUUGGCACCAAUCGAUCCACGGAAGGUUGUCUGGACUGGUAGAGGAUCUACUGUUCAUGAGGCGCUCGAAAAGUACGACAUCGACGAAGCCCGUUUCGCACCAUCACUUGAACACUUCGUCAAGAAGUGGUCCUCAAAUAAUGCAGGGUUCAUUUAUCUGCUGCAUCCUGACAAUGCCCUUGCCAAGGAUUAUCCGGACAGGAUCGACUCGGAGCAUCUUCGACCAGCAAUGGAUGCGUGCCGAGUGGUUAAAGACUCACACGAGAUCUCUCUGGUGAGAAAGGCUAACAGGAUCAGUGCAUUGGCUCACGAGCAGGUUUUGCGAAAGCUGCGAUCCUUUAAGAACGAAGCACAAGUUGAAGCUGAAAUUCUAGACGUUUGUAUUGCCCAUGGCGCAAAGCACCAGGCUUACGAAAUUAUCGCUGGGUCUGGACCGAACGCUGCAAUCCUGCACUAUGUUAAGAAUAAUGAGGACUUUGGGGAUCGACAGUUGAUGUGUUUGGAUGCUGGAGCAGAGUGGCACGGGUAUGCAGCAGACGUCACCCGAACAUUUCCCCUUUCUGGCAACUGGCCCUCCAAGGAGGCGAAACAAAUAUACGACUUGGUGCAACGAAUGCAGACAAAGUGUAUGGAUAUGCUUGGCCCGGGUAAGCGAUUUGUCGAUGCCCAAUACGUAGCACAUCUUGUGGCCAUUGAAGGGUUGCUCGAGCUGGGCAUCUUCCACAACGGCUCUAAGAAAGACAUCUACGAGGCAGGCACGUCUGUUGCCUUUUUCCCGCAUGGCCUAGGUCAUCAUAUGGGCUUGGAAGUGCAUGAUGUUUCAACAGUGCUUACAAAGAGCACUGAAAUGGACGCGAAUGACCAAGUCAUUCCUGAGAUCACCCAACAUCUGCCGGAUGUACGAAACAACACAGAGCUUGGAUCACUGUCGACCAAUAUUGCUCCUGCUGUUUGGAACAGCCUUCUUAGCGGAACAAGCGCACCUGGUCUGCGACCCGGCAUGAUAAUAACUUGUGAGCCCGGAAUUUACUUCAACCGUGAAGCACUCGAGACCGUCUUUCUUCCCUCCCCUGUACAUUCGAGAUUUAUCAACAAGCCGGUACUCGAGCGCUUCAUGGCAGUCGGUGGGGUCAGGAUCGAGGACGAUCUUUUAAUCACUGAGGAUGGCUGGGAGAACUUGACAACAGCGGCGAAAGGAGAAGCGGCGCUCAAGAUCAUCCGCGGUGAGGCCUAG
Messenger RNA from Aureobasidium melanogenum CBS 110374, 1485 nucleotides. Its product is annotated as putative Xaa-Pro aminopeptidase. The coding region runs from base 1 to 1485 and encodes 494 amino acids. The record is from RefSeq and is a predicted model, not a curated record. The transcript is spliced from 6 exons. NCBI's taxonomy places the organism in Eukaryota, Fungi, Ascomycota, Dothideomycetes, Dothideales, Saccotheciaceae. Gene Ontology annotation, molecular function: metalloaminopeptidase activity; manganese ion binding.